This is a messenger RNA of Aspergillus ibericus CBS 121593, 375 nucleotides long. Its product is annotated as NADH:ubiquinone oxidoreductase 6.6kD subunit. NCBI's taxonomy places the organism in Eukaryota, Fungi, Ascomycota, Eurotiomycetes, Eurotiales, Aspergillaceae. The record is from RefSeq and is a predicted model, not a curated record. Bases 151 to 375 code for a protein of 74 amino acids. The transcript is spliced from 4 exons.
GUAGCAUAACGCAUAACUGCACUGUAUAAAUAUGUAAUGCAUUGCUGACUCAUCAAUGCCAUCAAUGCCAUCAAGGUCAAUGUCGUAUAUCACCUGACAACCUCACUUCACAUCCGCUCACCACCACAUCAACCAUCCACAACCGCAGCCAUGGCCGGUCCCAGCAAGUCCCUGAUCCUUGAUCCGGCCCUCCAGAAAUACUACGACCUCACUGCCAACCGCUACAAGUACUUUCGCUGGAUGCCGCGUCAUGCCUGGUUCUCGUUCCUCUAUAUGGCUUUGAUCCCGGGUACGCUGGGCUAUGUGGCGUACAAGACUGAUGGUCUGUACAACUUGCGCGGAAAGCGUAGAGGCGAUCCCAUCGUGGAGUUUUAG